AUGACUUGGAUAUGUGAUGAAUGCCAACAUGGUCGACACACACGUUGUGAAAGUACAUGGAGCUGUGAUUGUCAAUGUAAUGUUGGAGGUGAUGCUGAUGCUGCACAAAAAGGUUUAGCCAUUACUGGAGGAUUAGCAGUAGCUAUUGGCGGUUUAUUUUUUGCUAUAUUCACCGGUGGUGUAGGUCCAAUUCUUCUUGGUGGUGCAAUGUUGGGUGGUGGCGUUAGUUCCACAUGGAAUGGCGCUGAAAAAGCAAUCAAAGGUGAACGAAUCAAUGGUAAAACAUUUGCUCUUGAUGUUGCCUUUGGUGCCGUAACGGGUGUGGCAACUGGUGGCAUUGGUGUUGCAGGUGAAGUCAUAGCUACUAAUGUUGUUAAACAAGGUGUUAAAGAAGUUGCAAAAGUAGGUGUAAAAAAAUUAGCUGUACGAGCUGCUACUGGUGCUGUGACUGGAGUAGCAGCAAAGGCUAUUGAUGAAGUUAAACAAUGUUCAACAACUGAUAAAAAAUGGAACGAAGAUGGAACAGUAGUGUCAUGGGUUACAAGUGCAGCUGUUGGUGCAUUAGGUGGAGUCGGCAGUCAUGUUAGUUCGAAUUUAUCAAAAUCAGUUACAUCUGGUAUUGCUAAAAGUGCUACACGUGUUGCUGUGAGUGGAACAACAGCAGCCGUCAGUGAUGCAACCGUACAAGGUGUUAAUAUAGCUGUUGGAAGCCAAGAUAGCUAUGAUGUUAAACGUACAUUUACAAGUACUACAACAAGUGCAAUUAUGACAGUAGCUCAAGAAGGAACAAAGAAGGCUAUCUAUCAUGCCAAUGGUGGAAGAGAUAAUAUGUUACAUGUUAAAUCGAACAAAAAAGUUAUUGAAGACAAGGUACCAGAAAAAAAUCAACAAGAACUUAUGGAACGAUAUGAAAAUUUGAAGAAAAUACAACAAUCAAUAGUAAUAGCUCAAAAACAGAAAGCUAAUACUUAUACUACUGAACAACAACAAAAAGCUAAUCAUCAAGCAACUAUUGGCCAAUACGAUAAAGAUAUAACAAAAGCAAAUACCUCAAAGACGGCCGCAUGGCAGAGUAAAAAUACAGCAGAUUUCGACAAAUAUAAGCAAGAAGCGGACCAAUUAAUAAGUCAAAAAAAAGCAGAAAUUAAAAAAUUUCAAGCUAAGUUUAACCCAACAGUUUCCAAAAAAGAUAUCCUUAAAAUGAAUAAGGAUAAUGCACAUUUUCUUGUCGAUGACAGAUUUGGACAAGUAAGCGUUGAUAUUCCAUCAACUGCUGGGACAUCCCGAGGUGCGAUUAGAGCAACAUUCGAUUAUGAUACUAAUCGUCAAGGAGAUCCACAAUAUAAAUUUUCUGGCUAUACAGAUGCACACGAUUAUAAUAAUAUGCCUCGUUAUGGCCAAAGUGAUUAUUAUACAAUUCAUCAAAAUUAUGAUAACAACUUGAAAGUUGUCAAUGGAGAAGUGAAUAAUUACAUGUGCAAUCAUGCAUUACAACAUGACAUCGACAAGGAAAAACAGAAGAAGAAACGAAAUUAA
Rotaria socialis is the source of this 1536-nucleotide messenger RNA. NCBI's taxonomy places the organism in Eukaryota, Metazoa, Rotifera, Eurotatoria, Philodinida, Philodinidae. The record is from the annotation of a GenBank genome assembly.